AUGCUGUUUGUCACAGAGCCAAAAUUUAUCAAUAUUUCCCAUCCUCGUAAACUCCUCUCUCUCAUCUAAGAAUAUGAACUUAAAUUUCGUCCUGACUCUCCUAUAACUUAAAAAGCCAUUGAAAGUAUGGGAUAAGAUCGUCAUCACUUUCGUAGAAAGUUUCAUUUCUGAUCUGACUCAUCUAGGAAUAAAUUCGAGUUACGUUAUGAUUUUGAGAUCCAAAAGAUUCCAUAUUCUGAAGCUGAUUUGUAGAAGACUUAUUUAAAUUACAUGAGAGAAUUGAUCAGUAUAUUAUAUAAUACUAUUUUAAUAGUGGAUUAUUAGAAUCUCUUUGAAAAUAGAAAAAGAAUUAAAGCUGAUUUUGAAAAAAGAUAAAAAGAAGAAGAUGAACUUAGAGGAUAGUAAUUUUCAUAUUUUUAACUUAGUAAGUGGCCUGAAUCUACUGUAAAUAAAAAAUUUAUUCAUAAUUCAAUUGAAGUACUUAAACUUGAUUAAAAAUUAUAAUUAAUUGAAGAAGAAAGAAAUAAAGAAUAAAAAAUUAAUGAUUGCUUUGCUAAAGAAGCCAUCAAAUAAGAACUUGAUAGAAGACUACAUAUUUAAGAUAAUUUAAAUAAAGAAGAAAAACGUCUAGCAUCAAGAAAAUAGAUCUUUGAUAAUCUUAAGAAAAAAGCUGCAUCAGAAAAUAAAAAAGUUCAUGAAAAAUUAUUAACUCAUUAAUAAAAAAUCAAAAAAUAAUUAGAAAAAGAUUUUCGUGCUUCUAAAUCUAUACAAGAAAAAUUAGAUGCUAAGUAAUAUUAUAAUUUAUCAUUUUUUUAGAGAAUUAUCAGUUCAAUAAAAAAGAACUAAAUUGAUCUCUGAAAUUGCUACUCGUAAUCGUAAAGUAGAUGAUAAAAUUAAUCAUUUUAAAGAUGAUUUUGGUAAUCGUUUAAUGGAUGAACUUAUCAAAAAAUAAUAAGCUUUAGAAUUAUCUAUGAGUAAAAGAUAAAAAACUGCUGAAUAAUUAGAAAAAAAUAGAUUAGAAAAAUAAUAAUUCUUUGAAUAAAAAUUAAACAAUAUCAAUCUUAAAAUCAAAUAAGAAAGAGAAGAAAAAGAAUCAGAAUUAUUUAAUAAAGUUGGAUAAAAGUUAUCUAAAUCAGAAAAAUUAUUAAAUGAACAUGAUAAAUUGAUUUCGAAAAUGUGGCAAGAUAAAAAAAAAGAACAAUAAACUAGAUUCUCAAAAUAGAAAGAAAGAUAUAAAUUAUCAGAAGGAAAAUAAUAAGAAAAAAUUGAAGAAUGGGAUGAAAAAUUAAAAAGUAUCUAAGAUAGAAUUGAAAAAUUCUAAACCAAAAAAAGUGAAGAAUGGAAAAAUGUAAAAGAAUAAAAGAUUUAAAAUCAAAAAGAACAUUUAGAAUUUAUUACAUUUAUGAAAAAUAAAAAAGAAGUAAAUCUAUUUCCAAUUAUCUUUAUUUAGGAUAAAUAUCAAAAAUAAUAUCUGGAAAGAUAAUAUAUGAUCUAAAAGAAACUCAAAAAAUUAAAAGAUGAAUAAGAAUAUAUUCGAACUUAUUAGACUACAUCUAAGCAAAGAUUUGAAUAAAAUACUUUAACUUAAAUUGGAGAAUUAGUCAAUUUGAAAUAUUCUUCAUCUGUCUAAUUACUUAAGUAUAUACUAUUAAUUAUUUUAUUAGUAAAUUAAAAGAUUUAGAAGAUGAAGAUGCAUUUAAUGAUAUUCAAUAGAAAUACAAGUAAAUUGUCAAAGUUCCAGAAAAAAAACUUGUAGAAUGAUAAAAGUUAUUCAUUUCUUUAUAACUUAAUAUUUAUUUUCUAUUACAAUUUAGUACUUUAAAGGAAUCUUUAAAAAAAAUAUUAGUCUGAUGAGAGAAACAAAUGAUAAUGAAUUCGAAUUUUAAAAAAAGUAUACUGUAUAAUAAAGAUUAACUCGACAUUAAAAUAUAAUGAAUAUAAUUGGUUAAUAAAAGGCUUUGAUUGUUGUUGAAAAAUAUAAAUAAUCUUCAAAUUAAACUAACAAUUCAUCUUAAUAAUCUUGGAAAAUGUAAUAUUAUUAACUUAUAUAUUUAGAUUUGCUAUUGACAAAACAAUAAAUUUAAUGGUAUUUUUACAUUGUAUUAAAGUAAAUGUGGGCAUUGCUAAAACAACUAGCAUUUUCUUAUACUGCAAUAAUUAACUUUUACCAUUGAAAGGUAUAUUUUUAGAUUCAUUCAGAGGAUUAAACUGUUGGUUCAAUACUUGAAUCAUAAAAAAAUAAAGAGGAUAAUAUUUUAUAUAUAAAAUACUAAAAUUUUGAAACAUUUGGAUUUGAUUAGUAUAAAAAUGAUGAAUAUAAAGUAUUCAAUUAAUGA
Messenger RNA from Paramecium sonneborni, 2336 nucleotides. The record is from the annotation of a GenBank genome assembly. Lineage: Eukaryota; Ciliophora; Oligohymenophorea; Peniculida; Parameciidae.